GUGUCACUGGACCCGAAACGUUGGCUCUACUUUCUCUCGACAGAUUCUGCCAGAUUUGAUGAGUUUCUCCAGCAAUUUCUGCUUUUUGUUUCUUAACAGCCCUCUGGCAUUGCCUCGUAACCUUUCGAUUGUGAGUGGAAAAUCGUGUUUGACGAACUUGGAGGGUUUUUUUUGAGGAUGUUACUAACAAAAUUAAUGAAGAGGACUAGAUGGACAGAGCACACUUGGAUUUUCAGAAGACUUUUGAAAAAAGCCGCAGACGCAGAGAAUGCUGGAAAAACAGCAGGUCUUGUAGCAUCUGUCGGCAGAAACAAGAGUUAACAUUUUAAGUCCAGUGAUCCUUCGUCAGAAACACAGGAGGUUGGUUCGAAAAAUUAAAGCACAUACCGUUGGUGAAGAUAUACCGGCUUGGAUUAAGCAUUGGCUAACAGACAGAAAACAGAGAGUAAGAACAAAUGGCUCUGCGGGAGCCCCCUGGAAGCAAAUGUAUGGAGAUGGGAAUAGCGGUGGGGAGAAGGAUGGGGGAGGUGGCAAGCAUCAAAUGAAGCCCGACCGGUCCCCCCAAGCUCACGUGGCUCAGAGCCUCCCCUAUAAAUACAGGCAGCCCUCGCUCUCCCUUCACUUUUAACCCCGGCGUGGACUAGUUCAAUGAUGAAGAUGGCCGCAGAAUCGUCUGAUGUCCGAGAGGUUAAAAAGUUACUUAAACCUUUAGUGGAAAAACGGAGACGCGAUCGAAUGAACCGCAGUUUGGAUCAACUGAAAUCUUUCCUCUUGAAACAUUAUCAAAACGAGAGUUUCCGAAACGGUAAAAUGGAGAAGGCAGAAAUCUUAGAAAUGACGGUGCAAUAUCUGAAAAACGCAGCUCUAGCCAAUGGACCGGAACAUCAGGGAGCAGAAAUCACACGGCAGAACUACGAGGCUGGCUUUAAGGAGUGCCUCCUGCAGGUGAAUAGCUUCGUCCGAAGCUGCGCCAGGUUCAACUCGCAGUCCCGCAGCGGUCUGAUGGAGCGGCUAGCGGUCUUCCUGGACCGAGCAACCGAGAAGAACAGCAGCCGCCGAGUGCCGGAAUGUGCGAGUCCCUCCGGCUCCACUUUGGAGCCUCUUCAACCGGGACAGCGGGACUCCGUGGCCUGGGAUGUCGGCCCCGCCGCCUCCAAAGCCGUGAGGCCGAUGGCUGUUAUCCCCGCAGUCGCCAGUAACCUUCCUGCGCACAGUGUAUCGCAUCUCCUCGCCGCUCGGUCCCCGCCCUCGCACCGGAUGCCAGUUCCGACCGACUUCACAGUGAAAUAUCAUGAACUUCGUGACUCCAGCUCCGCACCGUUUCCGGAGUUCCCCAGGAAUGGUAUUGUGUCACCAAAGCCACUCCCUAGCCACCAGGAUUCCUCCAGAGGGACUGUUUCACACAAUGUUUGGAGACCGUGGCCUUAGGUCGGUGGGAGAAGGACCUUUUUUUUUGCUUUUGACAUUGUUCCAUUUCCCUUCCUCUUGUAAAUCACCAAAUCCUGCGCUUUAUCCAAAUAAAAUCCUAUCCUAUUUUAA
Messenger RNA from Rhincodon typus (whale shark), 1539 nucleotides. Its product is annotated as transcription factor HES-7-like. NCBI's taxonomy places the organism in Eukaryota, Metazoa, Chordata, Chondrichthyes, Orectolobiformes, Rhincodontidae. The transcript has 5 exons. Gene Ontology annotation, biological process: regulation of transcription by RNA polymerase II; regulation of neurogenesis; anterior/posterior pattern specification. Gene Ontology annotation, molecular function: protein dimerization activity; DNA-binding transcription factor activity, RNA polymerase II-specific; RNA polymerase II cis-regulatory region sequence-specific DNA binding. Gene Ontology annotation, cellular component: nucleus. The coding region runs from base 649 to 1428 and encodes 259 amino acids. The record is from RefSeq and is a predicted model, not a curated record.